CACAGUUCAUCUAUUUUUUCCUGUUAUUUCAAGAUAUAGCAUCAAAACUGAGGCAGAUCCAAGAAAAAGGUGGACCACACAUUGGGGAUUAAACUCUUACCAUUGAAAACUUCUUGGGGCCACAGAAGUUUUGAAUCGAGCUGAUAUUCAGUGGGUCCUAAGAAAGUUUGAACAGCGAGCAUCAUCAUCACUGCUGCUUCUUAAGGUGUGGCUCAAUUGAGUCUUGGAAUCUACCUAACUUUUGGUCUUAUUCUGUAAAACCCCGCAACGAAAUGGAUGAACGGUGUGGAUAAACCCAUACAUCACGGUAGCCAGGAAGCCACUCAGAGCUCCUGCUCAAUAAUCCAACUGUGGGCCCCACCAUGAAUUUCGUCAAAAGUUCAGUGGAGGAUUUACCUCUCACAAGACGACCUGAGAAGAGUCUUUUUUAGAUUGAAGUAGCUAAACAAAAGAAGAAAAAGAAAGAAGAGAAAAAAAUGUAUGUGACACGGCCUCGUUCGAUCUACACAAAAUCUCCAGGAGCGGCCACUGAGCCACCGCCGGAAGGCCCGAAUUCGGGUUAUCUAACGUACAUGGAUGAAGAAUCAGAGGCGGAGAGGACGUGUUGUUGGGGAACUUGUAGAAGUGAUCGUGUUAAGAGCCUCCCGUUUCCUCAGAAUAAGAUCCUCACCGUCGAAUACAUACAACAUCCCGUACAGCAGAAGGUUACUAUUGUCUCCAACAAGGCCCUCUUCAUUCCAGUUCUUGAUCAGCCAUUGUCUUCUAAUCGGUACUAUGUUAUAAAUGCAGAUGCGAAAUUCAAAGGGAAAGCACAUACAUGCUCGAGGGAGGCGGACGUGGGCACUUGCUGUUUCUCCAGACGCAUCAUAGACAAAAACCCACAAGAUUUCGACCACAGAGAUGUAUAUCAACAGGUAGAGAUCCGCAGCUGCCGCAGUGGUGGCUACAUUGCUAAGUCUGUAGCUCCAGAUGGGUUCCCUCCAGUUUUCCUGAGGAGAAAAGGUUGGAAGAUUUACACAUGGACUCCUGUCCAUCGCCAACUAGGCGAAGCUCAUGGCGCCAACGCCGCUCUCCACAUGCGCCUACCAGAAUUCGACUUCCCGAUCUCUUCUAAGCGCUCGGCGAGCAUUGUUGUGGGGAAAUGGUAUUGUCCUUUCAUGUUCAUUAAGGAAGCAUAUAGUUUAAAAUUUCAAAUGGAGAGGUCUAUGUUCUAUGAAAUGCACCUCGAGCGGUUAUGGGAAGAGAUUCAUACAUGUGAGAACGAUGGGAACGAAGGAAAUGUUGUUGUUGUGAGUGCGACAAUACGAAGCGAGUCGGCAAAAAUUUUCGGGGUAGAAACCGUGCAAGAGGAUGCAGGUGUGGUUGAUGGGAUGAUGUGGUUGCGUGGGCCGCUUACUAGCAUGGAAGAGAGGAUGAGUGUGGGAUUGAAUAUGGGAAUUGUGGAUAGAAUGAAAUGGGAAGCUUGUAAAGGAGGUUGGAUUGAUGGGAAAGAAAGGGAUGUGAAGGUAGAGAAGGUGGAGGAAUUUGGAGGGAAGAGGGAAUGGAGGAAGUUUGGUUGUUAUGUGUUGGUGGAGAGGUUUGCUCUGAAAAGGAUGGAUGGGAGUUCAGUGCUUGAUUAUGAUUUUAGGCACACCCAUGUAGUUCAAUCUAAAUGGGAAUGAUAAAAUUUCUCAUGUCAUUGUGUUGGAUAUUCUAUUUCAUAUGUAUUAUUUUUUAAAUGAUGUGUGAAGUAAACAAGGAAGAAUUUUUUUGAAUUUGAUUGAAUCAUUCAAAAAAAUUUAGAAUUUGUUUGA
This is a messenger RNA of Magnolia sinica, 1793 nucleotides long. RefSeq lists its product as uncharacterized. The record is from RefSeq and is a predicted model, not a curated record. The transcript is spliced from 2 exons. Lineage: Eukaryota; Viridiplantae; Streptophyta; Magnoliopsida; Magnoliales; Magnoliaceae. The coding region runs from base 477 to 1661 and encodes 394 amino acids.